AUGCCUGAAAUGGAUAUUGAAAAAGAAUCAGAGGAAGUAGACUCUCCUGAUACCAUUGGAAUGAAUAUUAAAGAAGAAUCAGAGGAAGAAGACUCUCCUGAUAUCAUCAAUGUGAAGACUGAACUUUUUGAUGAUAGUCUUGAUCAAACUUUUCAAGAGUUCAAUUGCACAAAAUGUCCUGAAAAAUACAGGAAUGAAAUGUCAUUGAAAAUUCACCUAAUGCUCCAUCAGAACCAUAAUUAUUGUUUUAUUUGUAAAAAGACUAUGCAAAAAAACUUUCAUAAACAUUUGCAAAUAAAGCAUCUUGAAUGUGAAUGCUCAGUUUGUGGGAAUGGAUACUUAUGGACUAAAAGCCUCAAGAAACACAUAUCUAUUCACACAGGUGAUGGGGGUUACGUCAGUUGUGACCAAUGUGAUAAAUUAUUCAGGCAAAAUAGUUCCUUGAAGAGACAUGUUCAGUAUAUUCAUCAAGGAAUCAAACCUUUUGUGUGUGAGGUUUGUGGUGGUUCCUUCACAACUAAAUCGAGCUUGAAGAAACACAUUAGAAAAAUUCAUGCUGAUUAUAGAAAAAAUGAAGUUUAUGAGUGCAAUAUAUGUCCCGAGAUUUUCUGUAACAUUCAGUCAAGAAUGAAACACGAGUCAGCGCAUAUUUCUUCGAAGUCAUGUGAAAUAUGUAAGCUAACCUUCGCUAAUCCAAGUGUGACACGUAGACAUUUGAGAGCCCAACAUUAUAACACCGAAACUUGUCCAUAUUGUAUGAGAAAAUUCCACAAAAGUAUGUUAGAUUCCCAUAUCAAAACCGUACAUCAAAAAAGGGAUUGUCGAAUUUGUAAAUCAUCCUUCAGAAAUAGUAUAUCCUGGGCAAAACAUAACUUGGAACACCAACACAAACAUAGCAAACAAUGUAAUAUCUGUGGAUGCAAGUUGGAUGGUAUCGACAUAGAGAAACAUAACAAGUUACAUCUAGAAGGAAAAAUACAUCAUUGUACUAUAUGCAACAAACUGUUUGCCAACAUUAAACGUCAUCAAGCUAAUGUCCACAAAAACACUGAUUACAUAUAUUGCAAAAUGUGUCCAAUGAAAUUUCCUACUUCCACAGCUCGCAUCAAACAUUUUAGAAGAAUACACGAGUAUGUUGUGAAAGUAUGUUCUAUAUGCAGACGCAAGUUCAGGUCUUUCGAAGAAUUGCGAGAACACCUAUCUGUCCAUCACAAUACAUCUUACAAGUGUAGGAUUUGUCACGAACCGAUAUUCUCUUUGAUGAGUCUACGAGAUCACGAAGUCCAACACGCAGGAGUGUCAGUCAGUGCUCAAUCUGGCAGCACACGUGCAUUCAAGUGUCAAACGUGCGGGAGAAAGUUCAAAUUCUUGGACUCUUUAGAGAAUCACAAGUGUAGAAAAGGCAUGUACUACUGUCAUUUAUGCGAUGUCAGGUACUGCUCACUGCCAAAUGUCAAACGUCACAUGAUAAAUCAUCACACCCCGAGGGUAUAUCUCGACGAACAAGAAGAAGAACAGUUGGAAAAGAACCGACUGAGACUGAUCAACCUGUUGCGCGGCACGAAAAAGAAGUACCAGUGCAAGAAGUGUCAUACAUCGCUAGCUUCAUUGGAAACAUUCAAAAAACAUUAUUGCAGAUUCCAAGUCUAUAAAGGUAGAGGGCGAGAGCCCCUCAAGAAAAGGAACACUAAGUUGGAAUGUGAAUAUUGUGGAUGGUUGAGUUAUAAUAAGAAUAAGCUGAGGAACCACAUUGUCAGGAAGCACAUCAUGAAAAAGAGUUGUGACGAUCAAACUGAGAAUCAUGAUAAAUCAGAUUCAAAUGAAUCUGCUACUACCGAGAUUAUUUAUAUCAAAAUUGAAAAAUCAGAUGAUGACUGA
Phaedon cochleariae (mustard beetle) is the source of this 1878-nucleotide messenger RNA. NCBI's taxonomy places the organism in Eukaryota, Metazoa, Arthropoda, Insecta, Coleoptera, Chrysomelidae. The record is from the annotation of a GenBank genome assembly.